CGAUAAGUAACCGUAUAUCUAUUUUUGUAUGAAAAAUUCAGUUCAGUUAGAAACAAAAAAAACACGAAAAACAUGUGUUUCAUUGUAAAAUACGUACUUUUAAUCGCCAAUUUUAUAUUUACACUAGCAGGCUUAACCCUAUUUGGGCUAGGUAUAGCUGCUCUAGUGAACACAUCAGAUUUAUCCGGGGUCGCUACAACACCUCUAAAUGCGAUUGCUAUAUCGAUCAUCGUCUUGGGAGCUAUCGUAUUCUUGGUAGCGUUCUUCGGAUGCUGUGGGUCUAUGAAGGAGAAUAGAUGUCUUCUCAUAACUUAUGCCUUAUGUCUGUUGCUGUUGGCUGGUGCCAAAAUAUUUUUAGUAGUGCUGAUGUUCAAGAAUGUGGAUAACAUCGGUGAUCUGGUCGAUGAUUGGAUCACAAAAGCAUUCUAUAACAUCGAAGGGAGAGAUACCAUCCACGCUAUUGAAAAUACGUUCCUAUGUUGUGGUACCACCGGCCCUAACUCAUACAUUGGUAUACUACAAGCAUUACCGCCUUCAUGCUGUCCAUACGAUGCAUCCCAGCAGUGUGUAAGCAGUAAUGCUUACGGAGGCUGUAUAAAUAUUGUCACUGACUUCUUGGUGAAAUACAGUGAUGUCUUUGGCGGUGUUUUAGCAUCAGUAUUGGCUGUUGAGUUUGUGGCGAUUUUGUUUGCGGUAAUGCUUUCAUGCAGCAUUGGUGCCAAGAGACCAUAAACCGUUUGACAAAUCUCUGACAACAAAAGAAGCAUGCUUCGUACUUAAGUUCAUGGUAGACCAUGACCUUAGCUGUACUGGUCCAGUAUUAAUUUGAAUUGUCAUUAAUCGUAAUUGUGUCUUGAUUCCCGGUGUUAAGGUGCAUUUUACAACAUAAAAUGAACUGUUUUCUCGCUUUGAAGGUUAUGGCAUACGCAGAUCUCAACAUUAUCUUAAAAACCAGAACUUUAUAAAGCUGCUACUCACGAACGUCAUCGACACGAUAGAUAUAAAAUAUAUAUGUUUUGUAUAUUUGUUUGCUACCUAUGACAUUAAAUUGUCUACAUUACAAUUAUUGAUGAUUUAGAUGGAAAUCUUUUUUUAAUCUUAUUUAUAUGUGAGUAAGUUUAGUUUUCUAUUGUUUUUAAUAAAUAUUCUCACAAUAUUUUAAUCUAUUUAUCAUUAAAUAUAAUUCUUAGAUAAGUCUUUAACACAAAAUCAUUUAGGUACCACACUUAAUAUUUCCGAACCAAUUCGACUUAGGUUCCUUCAAUAAAAGCCAAAAGUAAGUGUCCAUUUUUCACGUUGGCGUUUAAGACGCAUGUUUUAAAAGGCUUUAUUACAACAAGCUGCAUAAAUACGAUAGGAACCGGUCAGUGUGCCGUUAUACACACCAUCGGUUAAGGUCACUAAACUUAUUAUAUCUCUUAUAUACAAGUAUCCAUACCAGUAUUUUGACUAUAAUUGAAAUAUGGCACAAAACGCAAAGGACAACCCUUGAGAAGCAAUUUGUGUUUGAAUGAUAAGUUGUUAUUUAAUAUUUUAUGUGUUUUAUUGUAUACAUAAUCAAAAAAAUAUUCCACCGCACAUCGCACACGUUUCCAAUUCCAAAAUUCCAAAUUGAACUCUAAUGUUUAUGAACCGUCAUAUGUACAUAAAUUUCAAAAUAUGAUAAUGUAUUUCUCGUAAGUCAAAGCCAAUUAAUACAAGGAAGAAUUCAUUUCAAUAAAAAAAUGUUUUUAUUUACAUUCAUAUUUUUAAGAUUAUUUUUUUAUUUUGUUACAAAUGAAAACGAUGAAAAAUUCCUACAGAAUUAGAAUGAUGUACCUAUCCCCCAGUAACUUAGGCUUUAUUUAUUUUAUAAUAUUAAUAAACAUAUUUUAAUUU
Pieris rapae (cabbage white) is the source of this 1878-nucleotide messenger RNA. Its product is annotated as leukocyte surface antigen CD53. The transcript is spliced from 5 exons. The coding region runs from base 73 to 732 and encodes 219 amino acids. Lineage: Eukaryota; Metazoa; Arthropoda; Insecta; Lepidoptera; Pieridae. The record is from RefSeq and is a predicted model, not a curated record. Gene Ontology annotation, cellular component: membrane.